This is a messenger RNA of Saimiri boliviensis boliviensis (Bolivian squirrel monkey), 3444 nucleotides long. It is a transcript of the gene LGI4, whose product is annotated as leucine rich repeat LGI family member 4. Lineage: Eukaryota; Metazoa; Chordata; Mammalia; Primates; Cebidae. The record is from RefSeq and is a predicted model, not a curated record. Gene Ontology annotation, molecular function: protein binding. Gene Ontology annotation, biological process: neuron maturation; myelination in peripheral nervous system.
GAUGGUAACAGCACCAACCUCAGAGGGCUGCGGCAAGAUCGGAACGAGUUAAUAUGUGAGUUUUUAGGACAAGGCCAGGAGCAGAGUAGACGCUGAAGAAGGAGUGGCGUGAUCAUCAUCUUCACCAUCAUCAUCAUCAUCAUUAUCAUGUCCUUGGGUUGGUGCCGCCCCCCAGUGGGUGUUGAGCACUUGAGGGUUAAUUUCAGGGUAGGGGAGGGAGGCUGUGGGCUUGGGGCCAGGCAGAAGUCCUGCCAAGUGUGACCACCAGAGGGAGCAGCUGGACCUGAACUGGCCCCACUGACAGCGCCCAAGGCACCCUCCUGGAGCCAGAGGAGGGGGCUGGCAGAGAGUGGCCAGGACGGGAUGUCCCCAGCCCCCAGUGGCCUCUCCUCCCACCCAGCCCCGGUCUGCAGAGCCAUCCGGUCCCCACCCUGGUGACAUCCUCCUCCUGCUCCCUCAAUAGGGUCGAGUGGGGAAUCUUGGGGAGGGGGCUGGCGGGAGUGGCGGGGCGGCUCCAGCCCUUGAUGGCCCCUCCCCCUCCUGUGGAGCCGUCCAGUCCCUUCCCCAAGGCCGACCUUCCCAUGGCCUCUGACCCCCUCCUCCUCCCCACCCUACUCUGCCGGGCGCACCGGGUGACCAGCGAACCCCAUUCCCAAACCUUCAAGGAGCAGGGACGUGGGAGGAGGCAAAAAAACUACAGGCAGGGAGCUGGAAGGGGGGUGGGGGGGCAGGAGACAAGAAAUCAAGACACCCAGCAGCGGGACACACACACACACACACACACACACACACACACACACACGCACACAUACACACAGAGGCCAACAGACAGCUACCUAAAGCCCGAAAGACGGACAGCAACACAGAAAAAGAACGAGAGACAAAGACAGAAAUAGAAACAGACUAACACGCAGAGUCAGAAACAUAGCGACAGAAAGCCAGGGAAAAAGAGAAAAUUAGACACCAGGGAGAUACGAACAGGGAGAGAGACCAACCGAAAGAAAGACGGAGAAGAGGAGAGAGAAGCCAGGGCCCAGCGUGCCAGCAGGCGGAUGGAGGGCGGCCUGGCAGAGGAGACAUAGUGGCCUGGGCUGAGCUGGGUGGGCCGGGAGAAGCGGGUGCCUCAGCAAGGGGGUGGGGGCAUGGGAGGGGCAGGCAUUCUGCUGCUGCUGCUGCUGGCUGGGGCGGGGGCGGUGGUGGCCUGGAGACCCCCAAAGGGAAAGUGUCCCCUGCGCUGCUCCUGCUCCAAAGACAGUGCCCUGUGUGAGGGCUCCCCGGACCUGCCCGUCAGCUUCUCUCCGACCCUGCUGUCACUCUCCCUCGUCAGGACUGGAGUCACCCAGCUGAAGGCCGGCAGCUUCCUGAGAAUUCCAUCUCUGCACCUGCUCCUCCUCACCUCCAACUCCUUCUCCGUGAUUGAGGACGACGCGUUUGCAGGCCUGUCCCACCUGCAGUACCUCUUCAUCGAGGACAAUGAGAUUGGCUCCAUCUCUAAGAACGCCCUCAGAGGACUUCGCUCACUCACACACCUAAGCCUGGCUAAUAACCAUCUGGAGGCCCUCCCCAGAUUCCUGUUCCGAGGCUUGGAGACCCUUACUCACGUGGACCUCCGCGGGAACCCGUUCCAGUGUGACUGCCGCAUCCUCUGGCUCCUGCAGUGGAUGCCCACCAUGAACGCCAGUGUGGGGACUGGCGCCUGUGCAGGCCCCGCCGCCCUGAGCCACAUGCAGAUCCGCCACCUCGACCCCAAGACCUUCAAGUGCAGAGCCAUAGAGCUGUCCUGGUUCCAGACGGUCGGGGAGUCGGCGCUGAGCGUAGAGCUCUUCUCCUACCAGGGGGAGCCUCACAUCGUGCUGGCACAGCCCUUCGCCGGCCGCUGCCUGAUCCUGUCCUGGGACUACAGCCUGCAGCGCUUCCGGCCAGAGGAAGAGCUGCCCGCGCCCUCCGUGGUGUCCUGCAAGCCGCUGGUGCUGGGCCCCAGCCUCCUGGUGCUGGCUGCCCGCCUGUGGGGGGGCUCCCAGCUGUGGGCCCGGCCCAGCCCCGGCCUGCGCCUGGCCGCGACGCAGACCCUGGCCCCGAGGCGGCUGCUGCGGCCCAAUGACGCCGAGCUCCUGUGGCUGGAAGGGCAGCCCUGCUUCGUGGUGGCCGACGCCUCCAAGGCGGGCAGCACCACGCUGCUGUGCCGCGACGGGCCCGGCUUUUACCCGCACCAGAGCCUGCACGCCUGGCACCGGGACACGGACGCCGAGGCCCUGGAGCUGGACGGCCGGCCCCAUCUGCUGCUGGCCUCAGCCUCCCAGCGGCCCGUGCUCUUCCACUGGACCGGUGGCCGCUUCGAGAGACGCACGGACAUCCCUGAGGCGGAGGAUGUCUAUGCCACACGCCACUUCCAGGCUGGUGGGGACGUGUUCCUGUGCCUCACACGCUACAUUGGGGACUCCAUGGUCAUGCGCUGGGACGGCUCCAUGUUUCGUCUGCUGCAGCAACUUCCCUCGAGAGGUGCCCAUGUCUUCCAGCCCCUGCUCAUCGCCAGGGACCAGCUGGCCAUCCUGGGCAGUGACUUCGCCUUCAGCCAGGUCCUCCGCCUUGAGCCUGACAAGGGGCUCCUGGAGCCACUGCAGGAGCUGGGGCCCCCGGCCCUGGUGGCCCCCCGUGCCUUUACCCACGUCACCAUCGCCGGCAGACGCUUCCUCUUUGCUGCUUGCUUUAAGGGCCCCACCCAGAUCUACCAGCAUCACGAGAUCGACCUCAGUGCUUGAGACCCCCAACGGGACUCUGGGCAUGGCUGGGGCCCCUAGACGGCCCCUUGGCUGGUUCCCGGCCCCACCUGGGGUGGCGGCUUGCCUGUCAGCUGCUGACCACGGGCCACAUUCAUCAGCCACACGUCUAAGACCUUAAGCCCACUUCUUAAAGGAUCUGCACCUGUCAGGGGACAUAGAGGGUCCUAGCCUACUGGACCUCCUGAGCUGCUCACAUGUCUAAAGCAACAUCUGGACAUCCCGGCUGGGGCAGAUUCCCCAUCAAAGGCAACCUGGGGGUGCAGGCUGGUGCGCUGCAUGGAGUCGAGGUGGGGGUCACGUGCAGAGCUCCGUGAGGUCUGGAAGCUCCCCUCUCAACCUGCUCCCACCCUUCCUGGAACCCCUGAAAGCACUGAGGGGUUGAUGGCAUUCCCUUCCCAUUCUAAACUCCACACAGCCGAUCUGCUUUCCUGGAGAAGCGCCAACCUCGAAGACAGCUCAGUGCUGGGCGGGUUCCCCGCUGCUGCUUGUGCGCAUGCGUACGGCCGCCCUGGGCGCUGUGCCUCUUGCGCCUCCUGCGCGUGCGCGGGGCACAAGGCGUGACAGCGAGAGGUGUCGCCGGGAGCCCGGUGCCCUCCUGGAUGGGCGACUGGGGCAAGGACAAGAAGAGUCCGAGCUCAAUAAAUGCGCUGUGCACCCGCCCCGC